AUGGCUGACCAAAAUUGGCAGGCAUCGAACUCAUUGAUAAAAUGUAUUCGAAUGAUGUAUGAAAAUCACCUUGACGACGGUGACGUCACAUUCAACGUUGGGAGAGAGGGCGCUGUAGUUAAGGCCCACAGGUUUAUUCUGAUGUGUAGGAGCAGCGUUCUGUGUGAUAUGGUCAAAGAUGGAGAGGGUUCACAAACUCUGACCAUCAGAGAAAUAGAGCCAGAUAUAUUUCACCAAUUUUUAGAAUUUUUGUACACAGACAAGACAAGUGUUACCAUGGACAACCUGGAGGAUUUAUUAUUUUGUGCCGAUAAAUUCAAAACGGAUCUUCUAGCGUCACUCUGUCGAACUUCUCUAGUGACAUUUAUUUCAACAAGCUUGGUUUGCAAAGUGAUGGAUAUUGCUCAGCGUUUUAGUGACUCAGAAAUUAUUGAUAUAUGCUUAAAAAAAGUUGACGACGAAAUUCCGAAAUUUCUUUUUACUGAAGAUUUUUUGAGCAUGUGUCCAUCCUGUAUUUACAAGAUUUUCCAACGAGACAGCAUUUCAGCGCCAGAGGAAUUAAUAUUUGAUCAAGUCGUUAAGUGGUCAAAGGAGGAAUGCAGCAGACAAAAUAUUCUAGACACAGGAGAAAACCAAAGAAAAGUGUUAGGGGACAUAUUAAAAGAAAUCCGUUUUCCCAUUAUGGAGCAUCGUUAUUUAAACGAUGUGGUUUGUGAAUCUGGUAUUUUGAAUAAUGAAGAAAAAGUGGACAUAUUGCGACAGCAACUGCAAAUUAAAGAUACAGGUGGAUAUCUGUUCAAAAAGAGAGAAAGGAAGAAGCAACCAACAAAACUGAUGAUAAGUAGCACAACUCGAAGACAACUAUUUGCCAGCAUCCAAAGAUACAGCUUAAAUGACAAUGAAGGGCUUACAUUGUCUGUAAAUUACGCUGCCGUUUUAGUUGGAGUUUAUCUAAAUUUCGAAAGUUUCGUAGACGAGGAUGAUAUCGAAAAUGUCGUCGUCAAGCUGUCGCAGAAAGAUGACCAAAGUUCACAAAGAUUCGCCGUUCCUCUUUCGGAGUGCAAAGCCGAUAAAUACGUAAAGCUAUAUCCUCGUUACCUAAUAAAACUUUCUGGAAAUAUAGAAUACAUCAUAUCGAUAGCUUUUUACUAA
Magallana angulata is the source of this 1152-nucleotide messenger RNA. RefSeq names its product BTB/POZ domain-containing protein 2-like. The transcript has 3 exons. The coding region runs from base 1 to 1152 and encodes 383 amino acids. Gene Ontology annotation, molecular function: protein binding. NCBI's taxonomy places the organism in Eukaryota, Metazoa, Mollusca, Bivalvia, Ostreida, Ostreidae. The record is from RefSeq and is a predicted model, not a curated record.